UCCAGUUACACCCUCUCCACCCUCUCUAUGGUCCGCUGCAGGAUGAAGCAGACAGCUGUGAGAUUUUGAUAAUAUUCCUUUGUGCAGCGUUUUCGACAUUCAGUUUGGUCUUAGACGAGAAAGAGCAGCUUCUGCGUCGAGAAAACCCGAUAGCCAUGUCCAUCCGGAGGUUUUGGAGCGCCCCUAAAGCGGUGGGGGACGUCAACAUGGUGACAGAGGAGCUGAAGAAUCUUUACUACAAGAGGCUGCUGCCAAUAGAGAAACACUAUUCCUUCCAUCACUUUCACUCACCCAGCUAUGAAGAUGCAGACUUCGACAACAAACCAAUGGUGCUGGUGAUGGGUCAGUACUCAACAGGAAAGACAACCUUCAUCAGGUAUCUUAUCGAGCAAGAUUUCCUUGGGAGCAGAGUUGGGCCAGAGCCAACCACUGACUGCUUCACAGCCGUCAUGCAUGGAGAAAGUGAAGGGAUCAUCCCUGGAAAUGCUCUUACAGUAGACCCAAAAAAGCCAUUUCGCAACCUUGACCCUUUUGGAAAUUCGUUUCUGAACAGGUUUCAGUGUGUCCACAUGCCAAAUCAAGUCCUUGAAAACAUCAGCAUAAUAGACACACCAGGCAUCUUGACUGCUGCUAAAAGAAAACUAAGCCGAGGCUACGACUUCCCGGCAGUGCUGCGCUGGUUCGCUGAGCGUGUGGAUCGAAUCAUCCUGCUGUUUGAUGCACAUAAGCUGGAGUUCUCCGAUGAGCUCACCCGGGCCUUUGGGGCUCUGUUUGGCUACGAGGACAAGCUGCGCGUGGUUCUCAACAAAGCUGACAGGGUGGAUUCCCAGCAGCUCAUGAGGGUGUAUGGCGCCCUCAUGUGGUCCCUGGGAAAAGUGUUCCGCACCCCUGAGAUCUUGAGGGUCUACAUUGGAUCGUUCUGGUCGGAGCCGCGGCAGAUGUGUGACCACUACCAGCUGAUAGAGCUGGAGGAGGAAGACCUCCUGGCCGACAUUAGAAACCUGCCACGCAACGCUGCCGUACGCAAGCUGAAUGACCUCGUGAAGAGGGCACGCUUACUGAGGGCUCAUGCACACAUCAUCAGCUAUCUAAAGCAAGAGAUGCCAACUAUUUUUUGUAAAGAGAGCAAGAAGCACAAUCUGAUCUACCAGCUUCCGGUCAUUUUCACCAAGAUCCAGCAGCAGCAUCGAGUCCCAGCGGGCGACUUCCCCGACUGCACCAAGAUGCAGGAGAAGCUUUUGGGUCAAGAUUUCUCAAAGUUCAAGACGCUGAAAGCAAGUCACUUGGCUUCCUUGGAUAAACUCCUCACAACCGACAUAGCGAACCUGGUUCCCUUGCUUCAACAACAGGAAAUGAAGAAGAAGUCACUCCCUUCUGUGCUGGAUGCUGAAUUUUUGGGAACAUUCAGGCGUGAUCACUACAGAAGGGACCCAUUUAAGGAACUCCCGAAAGACAAUGAGAGCAAUGAGUCCGAGUUCGAUGAGUGGGUGGUGGAAAAGUACAAACCGAAAUAUGACGAGAUUUUCUAUAACCUCAGUCCCAACGAUGGCAAACUGAGCGGCACCAAAGUCAGAGAGUGGAUGACGACCACACUGCUGCCCAACUCGGUGCUGGCUCACAUCUGGAGGCUGUCUGAUGUGGAUGGAGACGGCAUGCUGGACAACGAGGAGUUCGCGCUGGCCGUCCACCUCAUUGAGGGGAAACUGGAGGGCUACUACCUGCCCAGAGAGCUGCCCUGUCACCUGGUGCCGCCUUCCAAACGACUCGGUUCAACUAGUGAUGUAUCAGUGUGAGCUGAAGGGAUCGGAGUACAAAGGCAGACAAACUCCUGCAUGUGAAUUCUGUACAUUUUUGUUUUCCAAUAUUCAUAUCACUCUUAUUUUAAACAUUUGACUUUAUAUUUUAAUACACACAUUUGUAAAGGAGAAACAAAUAAAACAUAUAAUUGAUGCAUAUUUUAGUUGAGAGAACUUAAGAGCACCAGAUAAAGCACAGCUGUGAAGUACGCUUGAUUAAUAGACACAUUAAACUGGUAAUUAUAAGGUGCAUUUGUUUAAUCCCAUGCCAGCAUUAAAGACAUUACUUCUAUCACUAAAUCUGUAUCUAUGUUUCAACUUACGCAAGUGA
This is a messenger RNA of Salarias fasciatus (jewelled blenny), 2127 nucleotides long. RefSeq names its product EH domain-containing protein 2-like. Gene Ontology annotation, cellular component: plasma membrane; cytoplasm. NCBI's taxonomy places the organism in Eukaryota, Metazoa, Chordata, Actinopteri, Blenniiformes, Blenniidae. Bases 156 to 1793 code for a protein of 545 amino acids. The transcript has 6 exons. Gene Ontology annotation, molecular function: calcium ion binding; GTP binding; protein binding. Gene Ontology annotation, biological process: endosomal transport; endocytosis. The record is from RefSeq and is a predicted model, not a curated record.